ACAAUGGCAGCAGCUCAACUCCCAGCGUCUGUGGAUCAGCACGCCUGCUCAGCGUGUCUGGUGGUCCUGCAGGAUCUCGUAGCUAUCCCAUGUGGUCACAGCUUCUGUAUGGCUUGUAUAAAUGUCUACUGGAAACAGUCUGGCACAGAGGGGAUUUACACCUGUCACCAGUGCAGGCAAACCUUUGCUAUGAAGCCUCCACUUAACAGGAACGUUGCUUUGGCUGAAGUUACGGCCACAUUAAAAGGAGUGCUGGUGAGUGAAGCUCCAUCUCAGAGUUAUGCAGGACCUGAUGUUGUGCCCUGUGAUGUGUGCACUGGCAGAAAACUGAGAGCAGAGAAGACCUGCAGCUCCUGCAUGGCCUCCUACUGCGAGUCUCACCUGCAGCCACACAUGGAAUCUGAAGAUCUAAAGACGCACAAACUGGAGGAGCCGUCUGGAAGCUUCAAAGACAAGCUAUGCACAAAACACCAGAAAGUUCUGGAAAGCUUCUGCAGAACAGACGAGACCUGUGUCUGCUUACUGUGCGAGGAGGCUGAACAUAAUGGCCAUGAGAUGGUGACACCUGAUAUGGAGAGAGCUGUCAGACAGAGUCUACUGGAAAACAGGAAGGUUGAAAUGAAAAAGAGAAUCGAGGAGAAAGAGAAGAAAUUGGAGGAGAUGAAGGAGACGGUAGUGAGAAUUCAGAGCUCAGCAAAGAGAGAAGUGCAAGAACUUGAGGAGUCCUUCACGUCUCUCCUUCAGUCCAUUGAAAAGCUAAGGUCAGAGAUCAGCUCUUUGAUCACAGAUUAUGAGUGGAGGGAAGUGAGAAAGGCUCAAGAUUUCAUGGGACGACUGGAGAAGGAGAUCAAGGAACUGAAGAGGAGAGAAGCUGAACUGUCCGAGUUCUCAAAGACAGACAACCACAUCUAUUUCCUAAAGAGAUUCCCAUCAAUCUUUUCCAUCUCUGAAGAUGAAGAUGCACCCAACAUCGCCGUUAACAGUGACUUCCUUCCUGAUACUCUGAAGAAGGACCUAUCUGACCUGAAGAAGACUCUGGAGGAGAUCAGCGACUGGGAGUUUAUGCAGACCAGUGAGACCGGACUUAAUUAUCCAGGUCACAUUCUACAGUAUUUGAGAGGAAGAAAUUACUUUUUAAAAUACUCCCGUCCGCUAACCCUGGAUCUCAAUACAGUAAACAAGUGGCUUCACUUCUCGGAAGACAACAAAAUGGUGACAAACAAGAGGACAGUGACCCAGUACCCUGAUCAUCCUGACAGAUUUGACUGUCGGUCCCAAGUCCUGUGCGGAGAGGCUCUGAGUGGCACUCGCUGUUACUGGGAGGCUGAGUGGAGUGGAGAAGGGGCGACAGUUGGAGUUGCAUAUGAAGGAAUCAGCAGGAAAGGAUGGAAAUAUGAAUGUCUCCUUGGACGCAAUGACAUGUCCUGGAGUUUGUCCUGCUCCGAUUCCCAUUACUCUGUGUGGUACAAUAACAUGAAGACUGAAAUCUGUGCCCCCUGCAGUCACAGAAUUGGUGUGUAUCUAGACUGUCCUGCUGGCUCUCUGUCAUUUUAUAGUGUCUCGGACGCAAUGACCCUCCUGCACAGGUUCGAGACCUCCUUCACUGAGCCACUUUAUGCGGGGUUUGGAGUUGGAUGGCACUCCACUGUAACAAUCUGCCCUUUGAGCCCAUUUGAGCACUGACCAGUGGCAUAGGUCACUUCAUGUCACUCAUGACUGCUGAAUUUUGAGUGACCAUGAUGGAGUUCAUUCCUGACUUUUGACCAGAGAGUGGAUUCAUUUUAUAUGGGGUAUCUGUAAUAUGAAAGAUUGAACAGUAAAGUGGUAUGUGACCCCCUUAUGCAACAUGGAGCGAUUUCAAAGUUUCAAUACUCUGAAGAUCACUAAAGACAUUUAACGCUCUCCGCAAGGGAUUUUAGACUUCAUUCCUCCAACAUGUUAGGAGCACUGACUGUUUCAUCAAUCCUCAUCGGACUUCAUAAAUGAUUUAUCUCUAACAUUUUAUUUUUCAUUCUCUCCCUUUUUCUAAUCAGUUUUCACUGCUUAUUUACUCCUUUACCCUUCAU
Molecule: messenger RNA, 2066 nt
Organism: Polypterus senegalus (gray bichir)
Lineage: Eukaryota; Metazoa; Chordata; Cladistia; Polypteriformes; Polypteridae
Product: tripartite motif-containing protein 16-like
Exons: 6
Coding region: 4-1683 (559 amino acids)
Molecular function (GO): protein binding; zinc ion binding
Source: RefSeq, a predicted model, not a curated record